This is a messenger RNA of Nothoprocta perdicaria, 2259 nucleotides long. It is a transcript of the gene DDO, whose product is annotated as D-aspartate oxidase. Bases 16 to 1041 code for a protein of 341 amino acids. The record is from RefSeq and is a predicted model, not a curated record. Lineage: Eukaryota; Metazoa; Chordata; Aves; Tinamiformes; Tinamidae. The transcript is spliced from 4 exons. Gene Ontology annotation, molecular function: FAD binding; D-amino-acid oxidase activity.
CUCCCGGCGGAGGCCAUGGCGGCGCCCAAGGUGGCCGUGGUGGGCGCYGGCGUGGUGGGGCUCUCCACGGCGCUGAGCGUGGCGGGCGCCUUCCCCGCCUGCUCCCUCGCGCUGCUCGCCGAGCGCUUCAGCCCCGGCACCACCAGCGACGUGGCGGCCGGCAUGCUCAUCCCUCACGCCGUCCCAGACACCCCGAUCCACGUGCAGAAGCAGUGGUUCAGAGAGACCUUCACCUACCUUUUUGCCAUCAGCAAUUCAGCGGAGGCGUCCGAGGCCGGCGUUCACCUCGUGUCCGGCUGGCAGGUCUUUAAGAGCGCUCCCGAGGAGGAGCUGCCAUUCUGGUCUGACGUCGUCCUGGGAUUUCGAACAAUGUCCGAGGCCGAACUCCAGAAAUUCCCACAGCACAGAUAYGGUCAGGCCUUCACGACCCUGAAAUGUGACUGCCCACCCUACCUGCUGUGGAUGGAGAAAAGGUUGAAAGCAAAGGGUGUCCAGAUGUGUACCAGGAAAGUAGCAAGCCUGUGGGAGCUGCACAGCGAAUACGACAUCGUCGUCAACUGCGCCGGCAUCGGUGCCCGCCGGCUCGUCGGGGACCAGCAGCUGCUCCCCGUCAGGGGCCAAGUCCUCCAGGUUCACGCUCCUUGGGUGAAAAACUUCAUCCGGGACGGGGACGGCUUAACUUACAUCUACCCAGGGAUAAGCAGCGUAACCCUGGGGGGGACCAGGGAAAAGGAGAGCUGGAGCCUUUGCCCUGAUCCCGGCACUGCCAAAGGCAUCUUUGGCAGAUGCUGUUCCCUGGAGCCGUCGCUCCAGGCAGCGCGGGAUGUGAAGGUGAAGGUGGGUCUGAGGCCGUCCCGAGGGAGCGUGCGGCUGCAGAGGGAGGUUUGGAGCCAAGCAGGAGCCAAGCUCCUCGUGGUCCACAACUACGGGCACGGCUCGGGCGGCUUUUCCAUGCACUGGGGCACAGCCAAGGAGGCUGCGCGGCUYGUAGGGGAGUGCAUUGCCCUCCUGCAGGGCUCCUCAUCCAGGGCCAAGCUCUGAGCCUCAGGGGCUCUUUCCUGCUAGUGACAGGCUCAUUGCAUCCCCUAGUGGCAUCCCUGGACCCCGGGAUGGAAGGAGCUGAAGCUGACAGCUAGUGCCAUUGCAGAUGCUGGGUGCUAUCCCACCUGGCUUGCAGCUGGCGCUCCAGGAAGGCGGGAUGGGGUGAUCCACGCUUCCCUGCAGCUUGCCUGCUUCCCCCAUCCACUGUUGUUCCUGCCUCAGUGAUUUCUCCUAUUUUUGUGUUGAGGAGGGUGAGGGAAAAUAAGUGUGUGUCAUACCGCAGGAAUCAGAUUGCUGAAGUAUAAUAUAAAUGACAUAAAUUUACCGUUUGCUCAUCUGCAUCUAAUUUGUGUUGGAUUAGCUAGAUUCAGGUUCAGCAGAGAAACUAUUUUUUUUUUCCCCAUUGCACUAAAUCUAAGCUGAUGCUGCCCGUGUUCCUGCCUUCUAGCUAACAAUUUUUCCAUAGAGUUUACAGGGAAACGAACCCCCACGUAGUGCUGCAUUGCAGUGCUCCAGCUCAGCUCCUGCAAAAAACCAACAUUUAGUCACUGUCACAUGCCGUGACCACACAAGCAUGAUUGUAAGAGCAGAAUAUGGGCUGAUCACUGCAUUCACCAAUGUUACACCCUAGGAGAACCAUGACGUUUCUGUGAGAAGUAGCCCUGUAGUCACCCUAUAGCACAACCUAUAAUUUUAUUUUUUCUCAUGACAAUUUGGAAAUCUSUCUUUUUUUGUUUUUUCCAUAUAUCACCUCAGUAACAGCUUUGUCAUGGUCUGUCUCUGAUAGAAGAGGAUUUUUAGGGUAGGCUUGGGGUUCAGCCUUUCUCUGCUACUUCUCAGCAGCACUUGCAGUGUUCUUGCUGCUUUUCUUGCAGCAGCUGAUAGGAUCGGCCAGGGACACACCAACAUGGAUCUUAGCACCAAUUUCAGUUACAUAAGAGAGAGAAGAGCCAUUUAUGCCAAGAUAAGCACUAUAAAGACAGUUUUUUUUCUGCAAUGGGCUGYGAAUGAAAUGAUGUCUCCUAAUGUAGCCAAGCUGUGGCAGCCCUGACUGUCGCUCCAUAAGAAAGGCUAAGCUGAACUUUCCACUUUCCACAUUUCAAGCCCUUGGAUGUGCCUGAAGAUAUUCGCUGCUCAGAAUUAGAGCUUCAGACCUGUCAAAGUACAGGAUGAAUGCCUGACUGUUAGGGAUUAACUGCUCAUUAGGUCUCAAAUGAC